AUGGGAGAUUAGGACUCUUCUCAUAUCACACUUAUUGUUUUGUCAACUAUCCUUAUUGGGAUCUACUUAUUUGUUUUAUUUAUCCUUUAUUGUUUUGGAAAGAUAAACGAUAUCAUAUUUCCUGCUCCUACUCCUAUGUAUCAAGAAAUAAAUUUUUAGGCCAACCUGUAUUAUGCAAGUAUUUACGAUAAUGAUGUUAAUAUGGGUAAAACUAAAAUAAACAUAGUGCAUAGGAAGCCAAAUGUUUAUUCAGGAAAUUCUGAAAAAGUCAGAAACAUUCCCUAUGUCUAUAUCAAAAACAGAUAUUGGAAAACCAAUUUAUAUAUAAUAUAUUUUCAUGGUAAUGCAGAAGACAUGUAAGUUUAUAAAUAAGAGGUGUAGGUAUUCAGCUGUAGAAUUUAUGGAAUAAUUAUCCAAAAUGAUAAGUGCAAAUAUAUUUGUUAUUGAAUAUCCUGGUUAUGGAAUAUAUCGGAAUAUUUAACCAACUUCAAAUUUAGUGGAAUAAGAUUCAUUAGUUUUAUAUGAUGAAAUUAAGAAUUAGUUCAGAUUAAAUGAUGAUUAAAUCUACAUUUUUGGAAGGUAUUUCUCAUUUCUAUUAAGAUCGAUUGGCACAGGACCAUCAUUUUAUUUAGCAAGUCAAAGAAAUAUUAAAGGAUUAAUAACUAUGUCUGCUUAUAAAUCAAUUAGAUACAUAUUAAAUGAUUUUUGUUAUGGAUGCGGUUGCAUUUUAAGCCUUUUAUGUUGUUUACCUAAUAUUUUCCCAAAUUUAGAGAGAGCUCAAGAUAUUAAAUGUCCCAUUGCUUUGAUUCAUGGAGAAGAAGAUGCUUUAAUAUAAUCACAUCAUUCAUAAGAUAUCUUUGAGAAGUAGAAAUAUCAUAAUUAUAAUAUUAGUCUUCCUUAACAUAUUUAAUAGCAAUCUAGCAUUUUUGUGAGGCCAAGAAUGACACAUAAUUAUUAUGACAUUGAGUAUGAUAUUGCAAUUCCAAUAUCAUAAAGUUUUAUAGAGUUACAACCAAAGAGAUAUUGA
Molecule: messenger RNA, 1027 nt
Organism: Paramecium octaurelia
Lineage: Eukaryota; Ciliophora; Oligohymenophorea; Peniculida; Parameciidae
Source: the annotation of a GenBank genome assembly